This is a messenger RNA of Penaeus indicus, 1816 nucleotides long. RefSeq names its product piggyBac transposable element-derived protein 4-like. Lineage: Eukaryota; Metazoa; Arthropoda; Malacostraca; Decapoda; Penaeidae. The transcript is spliced from 4 exons. The coding region runs from base 443 to 1816 and encodes 457 amino acids. The record is from RefSeq and is a predicted model, not a curated record.
ACUCCCCUGGAGUCCGUGCCUUGUCUUUUGACGAGGAGACAGUGGACGACCCCCAACCGUCCACUUCCAGGGGAUAUUCUCGCUUGCGGAAUGCCCCAGACCCGCUCCUCUAUCUGUACUCAUCCGCCGACGAAGUCGAUGAUGAUGUAUCAGAUGAGGACUAUACACCUCCUCUGAAGCUCCCCAGGACUAGUGAUCUGUCUGGUAAGUUUUCUAUCUUCUUUUUGACUUGUAAAAAUACCUGGAUCUUUGGACAUGUACUUUGUUUCUGCAUAGCAUAACUUUUUUUACAGAGAACUCAUGUUUUCUUUCGUAUUUUACAGAAGUUGAAAUCUCCGCCCAGUUCAACGAUGACGACUCGGAUUGGGAGGAAUCCGAGUCCGACUCCGAAGAAUCGGCCGGAGAGGCAAACUCAGACAUCGAUUACGAUUAUGUCCCGCUGAUGGAUACUUCUCUGGACUCGGACGAGCCCCUCGGAGAGUACGUACGACGCCGGUGGGAGCGCAACGCUCCCGGGUCUCCUCGUUUUGUUUGGUCAAGAGAGGAGAACUUCGUCCGGCGUCAGGGCUUCGAGGGGACACCGGGUGUGCACGAACACCUUGACGCAUCGUCCAGUCCCUUGGAGAUAUUCCUCAGCUUGUUCCCAGAGGAGUUGUUCCAAACUAUUGUGGAUGAAACGAAUCGGUACGCUCGACAGAACCCGCGCAACGGUGCAGGAGCUCCGCUCAUAUGUCGGCCUGAGAUUCCUUUCGGGACUUCAGGGGAAGAGGUGCCUAAGGGAUCUUUGGUCGACGGACCCGUUGCUGUGGACCGCUUUGACAUCCUGACCUCCGCGCUCCACUUCGCUGACAACGAAGGGGAGCACCCCGCGGAGGACAGGUUGUGGAAGCUGGGCCCUGUGAUUGACGUCUUGGAUUCGACGUACCGUUCCGUUCUCAUCCCCAACAAGAACGUGACCGUGGACGAGAGCUUGUGGGCCUUCAAGGGCAGGCAUCAGGCCCUUCAGUAUAACCCUAGCAAGAGGGCACGGAGGGGCCUGAAGGUCUACAAGCUCUGCUCGUCCGACGGUCCAGAGGCAGGGUAUACGGCGGCCUUCAAUGUUUACAUGGGGCAAGAUCGCGGCGAGUUCCCGGCGAGUAUGAAGGCCGUCGACGACCUGAUGACGAAGGCAAAGCUGUACGACAAGGGGUAUCAGUUGUACACAGACAACUGGUAUUCCUCCCCGACUCUCUUUCACUACCUGCAGUCCCGAAAAACCAGCGCCAUUGGUACGGUUCGUACCAACAGGCGCGGUAUGCCCUCGGACUUGCAGGCGAGUCGGGGACAAAUCGACUUCCGGAGCAGCAACACCGGAAUGCUUUGCCUGCAGUGGAUUGACAAGCGUCCUGUGACAAUGCUUUCCACUGCCCACACAUCCAAGGUCAUUACCCUGCCUCCCAACCGCCGAGGGGUGGAGAGGUCGAAGCCCGAAGUUGUUGCCUGUUACAACAACGGGAUGAAGGGCGUCGAUCUCUCGGAUCAGCUGGCGCAGUCAUAUCCAGCAACCAAGAAGACCAUCAAGUGGUACAAAAAGGUCUUCUUCUACAUGCUGGAUAUGACGACCGUCAACGCGCUGGCUGUCCACCGGGCCCUCGGCGGAAGGUUUUCGCAAUACAAGUUCCGUACGGAACUUGUCCGGGAAUUGCUGCAGCAUGGUGGCCGGCCUGGCUCCUUCCGCCGGAACCCUCCUCAGAACCAACCUGAGGAGGAUCCCCAGCAGGCGCACAUGCCAGUCGACACCCCCUUCCGGAGGUGGCGGAGAUGUGCGUUCUGCUAG